Messenger RNA from Xenia sp. Carnegie-2017, 1554 nucleotides. Its product is annotated as core-binding factor subunit beta-like. Gene Ontology annotation, biological process: regulation of transcription by RNA polymerase II. Gene Ontology annotation, cellular component: nucleus; core-binding factor complex. Gene Ontology annotation, molecular function: sequence-specific DNA binding; transcription coactivator activity. The coding region runs from base 264 to 701 and encodes 145 amino acids. The record is from RefSeq and is a predicted model, not a curated record. NCBI's taxonomy places the organism in Eukaryota, Metazoa, Cnidaria, Anthozoa, Malacalcyonacea, Xeniidae. The transcript is spliced from 4 exons.
UUUUCGUUUUUGAUUAAUUGAAUUAGUAGUUUGUUGUUUUUUCGUCGUAAGCGACACAUGUUUGCACGUGUUUUCCUGUCCUGUGUCAUGACACGUGUGGUAAAAACCAAAAUUUGCUUACGUAAUGCUGGGUACUAUCGCGUGCGUUAUCGCCACCUUUGACCUCAUUGUAAAACGAUAAAACAUUCGUUAGUGUGAAUGUCUUCGGUGGGAAGCAACCGCAAAGCAGCUUUUUGAGGUGUGUUACAAACGCGAUAUUUACUAUGCCUCGAGUUGUGGAGAAUCAGCUUGCCAAGUUCAGAACAAAUCCUGUUUUUCAACAACUUCAAAGACAGUCUGAGAUAAAAUAUGCAUCUUAUUUGAAUUGUUCCAUUGAAGAAAGAAGAAUAAGAUUUUUCACAGAAUGUUAUCAGGGUACUUGUAAGAUAGUGUUCCUUAUGUCCCCCUUUAUAUUUAAUGGUGUAUGUGUUAAAUUCUACGGCUGGCUUGAGGUGGACAAACUACGAGGUUUUGGUCGUUUGCUAUUUGACGAAGCUUCCGCGCAGAUCGAAGACGAUUUUCUCCGGAAGAUUUUGAGACAACAACAGCGGAAUUUGGAAGUUGUGUCGACGGUGUCGGAAGGUGUUGCAAAAUCAAGCAGUAGCUGUCUACAUGAAAUUUGCAAGCCUAACACAGCGUAUAUCAAAAAUGAAACUUUUUGAUAGUCAAAGAAGCUCAUUUUUUAAAUCCUAAGGUAUUAAAUUAUAAAGUGGUUGUCUAGUUUUUGUCUUUAUAGUUCGACAAUUGACUUCACUGUCUUUAUUUGUCUUGUAUUUAAAGUUUAUCAAUACAUUAGCCACGUUUGCUUUAAGCUUGCUCACUUUAUGUCGUAUUGAAUCUGUCAGCAAUUACAAAACUUUUCUUAAGUUUCUCAAAUUUGGCAGUGGCACUCGUGUGCAUAUGGAUAAUGUCUGUAUUUUUUUUUAAAAAGUGUUUUGAUGACAAACAUUUGAAAACAUUAUUAAAGUAAUCCUUCGACCUUAGCUUCAUGAAAUGCCCGGACUAUCUAGUUUGACUACAGUAUUUAGACAUCCAGCAAAGAUGAGACAGACUCCAUUAUAAAAGGACAACGUAAAAAUACCUGACAAAUAUUAUCUACAUAAGAAUUCUUAAUUUAUGAUACGGUCAUCCUGGUGUUCGUCUCUUUUGGUUGAAGAUAAAUUAAUACCUUGUCUCCUGCACGAUAAAAGUCUAAAGUCCCAGACAAAAUUUUGUUUGAGUUUUGUCUCUUAGGAAACAGUCGUUCUUUAUUGACUAUAUAUUUGGCGUACAUAAAAUGUCUGUUUUCCAUUGAUUAAUUUCCAUAGUAAUUCACAGGUUUAACAAUGUACAAUUAUUGUGUGACCCUCUCUUCAUUCUCUAUUGACUUGCAAUUGACGUUCUUAUAAAGGUUUGUUCUGUAACAUAUGUAUUUUAUUUAUAAAAUGGACGUAGAGAAUGAGAUGAACGAAGACUUACAUAUUCUAUAAAGAAAAUUCUUUUAAUGUAUGUUUGAAUAAAUAAUUGUUAUUUGUA